AUGACGGGUACGCAGCAUUGGUCGCUGGAUGGUCUUCAUUUUAAAGAUUGGGAAUAUUAUGCCAAUGACAAUAAAAAGAACUGCUUUGCUACCGUUCCGUCUCACAUUGCCAAAAACUUGAUAAUACAUGGAAAAGGAAAAAAAUUCAAAGUGUUGAGAGGAUAUGUGUUCAACAUCUGUAAUACCGAUAAAUUUGAAGAAAAUUAUAGUCCGUUGCUACUGGAAAUAGACCCUCCAAUCCGUCUCGAUAUUCCUUGUCUACUUGAAGCUCAGCCACUCGUCGAAGAGAAUAAUAGGAAAGUUGUCGACUCUUCCGAUUUUGACGCCUAUGGACUAGACGGAGUUAGCAUGAAACAUCACAGAGUCAAGUAUGUUGGUAUUCAAAGCGAGUACACAGAUUAUCGAUAUAUGAAGAUAAUACCUUUCUACCAGAGUUCGAAUGAUCGUGGUGGUCCAUUAGUUGUGAAUCUCGAUGGAAAAGCUACUGUGGCUGGUCUGAAGGCGUCGUCUACUGAUAUUUACAAUGGUCUUAUCUAUUUCAACUUCAUUCCAAUGCUUGAAAAAAGGAUUUGUGAACAUUCUGGAAUCUGUAGCGUAGAGAAUCUCGCUGAAGCCUUGAAGAAAUUGCCGACAACAGAAGCACCACCACCAACGAAGUCUACAGAAGACGGAGGGCUCUCACAAGUUACCCCAAGUGGAUCAGGAAACAGUGGAACACCUAGACAACCGUCGCAGAUGCCGAUGAUGCAGUUGAACCGAAAAGACCAACAUAUUCGGAAGAAGUUGAGCCGGAGGAGAGUGAAUCUGGUGAGGACGGAGAGGAUACUGAUAUAUUGCUCGACAAGGACUUCAAUAGAGGGACGAGUUUGGUAA
Caenorhabditis remanei is the source of this 873-nucleotide messenger RNA. RefSeq lists its product as uncharacterized. The record is from RefSeq and is a predicted model, not a curated record. The transcript is spliced from 4 exons. The coding region runs from base 1 to 873 and encodes 290 amino acids. NCBI's taxonomy places the organism in Eukaryota, Metazoa, Nematoda, Chromadorea, Rhabditida, Rhabditidae.